AUUUCUUUUACACUCCUCUUGGCAUUGCUGCUUUCGAUUGAACGAUGUUUCUUCAUAGAAAGCCGAAGGCAAGAAAGAGUUGAUGACUUCAACUCGAUACCGCUCCUUUUUUUUGGAACUUGUUCAAUGUACCAAACAGAAAAACCUGCUGAGAGGUCGUGCAGUCCACGGUCGAAUAGUACAAAGUGGCUCAUCUUCUUGCGUGUACCUUUCGAACAGCCUCGUCAACUUGUACGCCAAAUGCGGGGACUUAUCCAAAGCCAAACGUGUAUUUGAAAAUAUACAAGACAAAGAUGUUGUCUCAUGGAACUGUCUUAUCAAUGGGUACUCUCAACAAGGCCCGACAGGAUCCUCGUUUGUCAUGGAACUCUUUCAGCGAAUGCGAGCAGAGAAUGUCUUGCCUAAUGCCCACACCUUCGCUGGCGUUUUCACAGCUGCAUCAAACUUGUUGGAUGUUUUUAGCGGGCUGCAAGCUCAUACACUCGCAAUUAAAACCGACAGCUUUCAUGACAUCUUUGUUGGGAGUUCUCUUCUUAAUAUGUACUGCAAAUCUGGUGUUUUGUCUGAGGCUCGGAAGGUGUUUGAUCAAAUGCCAGAGAGGAAUUCGGUUUCUUGGGCUACUAUGAUUUCUGGGUACGCAAUGCAGAGGUCUGCUGUGGAGUCCUUUGAACUUUUUGAUUUAAUGCGCCAAGAAGAUGAGAAGGAGAACGAGUAUGUAUUGUCUAGCGUCCUAAGCGCUUUGGCUGAUCCUAAGGUUCUUAAAACUGGUAGGCAAAUACAUAGCCUCACGGUUAAAAAUGGUUUAUUAGUGUUUGUAUCUGUUGGGAAUGCUCUUGUUACAAUGUAUGGGAAAUGUGGGAGCUUGGAUGAUGCACUUAAGACAUUUGAAUUAUCAGGUGAUAAAAAUUCGAUUACAUGGUCAGCAAUGAUCACUGGUUAUGCACAAAGUGGGGAUUCCUUAAAGGCUCUCAAGUUGUUAUCGAGUAUGCAUUUUGCUGGGAUAAUGCCUAGUGAAUUUACCCUUGUUGGGGUUCUUAAUGCUUGUAGCGAUAUCAGUACUAUUGAAGAGGGAAAGCAAGUGCAUGGUUACUUGUUGAAAUUGGGAUAUGAAUCACAAGUAUACAUAAUGACAGCUUUGGUUGAUAUGUAUGCAAAAUGUGGUAGUAUAUUAGAUGCUCGGAAGGGGUUUGAUUAUUUACAAGAACCUGAUAUGGUAUUGUGGACUUCCAUGAUUGGAGGAUACGUACAAAAUGGGGAGAAUGAAAAUGCAAUGAAUUUGUAUGGUAGAAUGAGGAUUGAGGGGAUUAUGCCUAAUGAGCUUACAAUGGCUAGUAUUCUUAAAGCUUGUUCAUGUCUUGCUGCUUUAGAGCAAGGAAAGCAAAUCCAUGCCUGCACCAUUAAGCAUGGAUUUGGUUUGGAGGUUCCAGUUGGAAGUGCUCUUUCAACCAUGUAUGCAAAGUGUGGGAAUCUGGAAGAUGGGAGCCUUGUCUUUAGGAGGAUGCCAUGGAGAGAUAUAGUGUCAUGGAAUGCAAUGAUAUCAGGGCUUGCUCAGAAUGGGCAUGGUAAUGAAGCUCUUGAGCUUUUUGAGGAGAUGCUGCUGGAAGGCACAGAACCAGACUAUGUUACAUUUGUUAACAUUAUUUCUGCUUGUAGCCACAUGGGAUUGGUGGAAAGAGGUAGGGCUUAUUUCAGCAUGAUGUCUGAUAAAUUUGGAAUUGUUCCAAGAGUUGAGCACCAUGCUUGCAUGGUUGAUAUGCUGGGCCGUGCAGGGAAGCUCGAUGAAGCUAAGGAAUUUAUUGAAUCAGCUACCAUAGACCAUGGCAUGUGUUUAUGGCGUAUUCUAUUAAGUGCUUGUCGGAACUUCCGCAAUUAUGAACUGGGGGCAUAUGCAGGAGAGAAACUAAUGGAGUUGGGAUCUCAAGAAUCAUCUGCUUAUGUUUUAUUGUCAAGUAUCUAUGUAGCCUUGGGCAGGUUGGAAGACGUGGAGAGAGUCAGAAGGAUGAUGAGACUUAGAGGGGUGAACAAGGAACCUGGAUGUAGCUGGAUUGAACUUAAAGGCGGGGUUCAUGUGUUCGUUGUAGGAGACCAGAUGCAUCCAGAAAUAAAAGUGAUACGUGAAGAGCUAUGGAUGUUAAGCAAACAAAUGAAGGAUGAAGGUUACCAACCCUCUGAUUCAGUUUCUGCAACUUCUUAUAAUGAUCAGGAAUUAAUUGCUGCUUGUAUUUGAUAAUUUAUCUCAUUCUUUGCUUAAUUCUUUUCUACAUAAUUUUCAACAUAGUAACGCAACUUAAUUUAACAUCGGGAUUUGUAUCUUUAUGAACAAGUGGCAAAUUCAAAUGCUUUUAGUAUCUCAUUCUGUGCUAGAUACACUCAGUAUAAAAGUCAGGGAUCAAGUUGGUUUUCAAACCCUGCAAUUGGCAUGAUAUGCCAGAUUAUAGUCUUUGAAGAGCAACAAGAGAGUAGAAAUGCCGCCAUUAAUGUUUUUAUGGAAAUACAGG
Molecule: messenger RNA, 2498 nt
Organism: Durio zibethinus
Lineage: Eukaryota; Viridiplantae; Streptophyta; Magnoliopsida; Malvales; Malvaceae
Product: Tetratricopeptide repeat (TPR)-like superfamily protein
Biological process (GO): RNA modification
Molecular function (GO): protein binding; RNA binding
Source: RefSeq, a predicted model, not a curated record